Molecule: messenger RNA, 3943 nt
Organism: Brienomyrus brachyistius
Lineage: Eukaryota; Metazoa; Chordata; Actinopteri; Osteoglossiformes; Mormyridae
Gene: chata
Product: choline O-acetyltransferase a
Exons: 15
Coding region: 277-2178 (633 amino acids)
Biological process (GO): acetylcholine biosynthetic process; neuromuscular synaptic transmission
Cellular component (GO): neuron projection; cytoplasm
Molecular function (GO): choline O-acetyltransferase activity
Source: RefSeq, a predicted model, not a curated record
GUAAGGCCUCCUGGUCACCAAUGAGUCUGAAACGAGGAUGCCAGUGAGAAGAAAUCUCGUCCAAGUCGCCUGAAGCUGGAGCCACGGAAUCUUGCUUAUAAGCAUGGCUAUUGCCUACCAUGCAAUCUAGCGCAAUAUCUGGACUUUCUGAAGAGUAGAGCAAACAUCUGUUGCUCAGUUUGUUUUCUUUCUCCGUGGAACAGCCAUUCCGAGCACUAUCAUCACCUUACAGGCUUCGGAGGUCCUUCUUGUUUGCUGUACAUUUCUGGAUCCGGCAUGCCCAUUCUAGACCAAGAGUCACCCAAAGGUCAAGUGGACGACCAUGUCUUGCCUAAGCUACCCAUCCCAACUUUGCACCAGACGCUGGACAUGUACCUGAAGUGUGUGGAGCACCUGGUCAAACCAGAGCAAUUCAAAAAGACCAAAGCCAUUGUGGAGAUGUUCGGAGCAGCAGGAGGGCAAGGGGAGAUCCUUCAGGAAAAGCUAAUGGAGAAAAGAGAGAAAACGGACAACUGGGUGUACAGCUACUGGCUUGAUGACAUGUACCUGAGUAACCGACUGGCCCUACCUGUUAAUUCCAGUCCUGCAAUGGUUUUCCCAAAACAAGUUUUCAAAGAUCAUAGUGACUCACUCAGAUUUGCUGCUCAUCUAAUAUCGGGAGUUUUAAACUACAAGAGUCUACUCGAUGGACGGUCCCUGCCGGUGGACUAUGCUCGGGGUCAACUAGCUGGCACUCCGCUCUGCAUGGAGCAACACUAUCGACUUUUCACCACCUACCGCCUCCCUGGACUGAAGAAGGACACCCUUGUCACUCAGACGAGCAGCGUCAUGCCAGAGCCAGAGUACAUCAUAGUGGCUUGUAAAAAUCAGUUCUUCGUGCUGGAUGUGGUGAUUAACUUCCGCCGGCUCAAUGAGAGUGACCUCCUGGCACAGCUGGAGAAGAUCGUAAAGAUGGCAGAAAACACGGAAGAGCCGCUCCCACCGAUUGGACUACUCACAUCGGAUGGACGGACAGAGUGGGCUGAAGCCCGAACCAUGCUAAUCAAAGAUUCCACCAACAGGGACUCACUAGAUAUGAUUGAGAGGUCCCUGUGUCUGUUAUGUCUGGAUGACACCAGUGGAGCUGAGCUCACGGACACCAAUAGAGCCUUGCAGAUGCUGCACGGUGGAGGUCAUCAGAAGAAUGGGGGCAAUCGCUGGUAUGACAAGCCGAUGCAGUUUGUUGUAGGGGAAGAUGGAGCUUGUGGCGUGAUCUGUGAACACUCCCCCUUUGAAGGAAUCGUCCUUGUGCAAUGCACGGAAUACCUGCUGAAAUACAUGAAAGGAAGUCCCUCAAAGCUGGUGAGGGCGUCCAGCAUCACGAAUCUGCACACCCCCCGCAGGCUGCACUGGAAAUGCUCCCCGGAGAUCCAGGAGCGCCUGGCGUCCUCAGCUCACAAGCUCCAAAGACUGGUGAGAAGCCUUGACAUGGACGUUUUCACGUUUAAAGCUUACGGAAAGGAAUUCAUCAAGAAGCAGAAAAUGAGCCCAGACGCAUACAUACAGGUGGCACUGCAGCUGGCAUUUUACAGAUGUGGCGGAAGAGCGGUGCCGACUUACGAGAGCGCAUCCAUCCGUCGCUUCCGAGAAGGCAGGGUGGACAACAUCCGCUCAGCUACGGCGGAGGCCCUGGCCUUUGUGAAAUCCAUGACGGAUGGGAAGACAGCUGUACCCGAUGCUGAAAAGAUGAAAAAACUCUGGGAUGCAAUUUCUGCUCAGACCAAUUAUACCAUCUUAGCAAUUACUGGAAAAGCUAUAGACAAUCACUUGCUUGGCCUGCGGGAGAUUGCGGAGGAGUUAAACAUGGAAAAGCCUGAGAUUUUCUCAGACGAGACAUACGUGUCCAGCAAUAAGUUCAUUCUUUCCACAAGCCAGGUCCCCACCACAGUGGAGAUGUUUUGCUGCUACGGUCCAGUGGUGCCCAACGGCUAUGGCACCUGCUACAACCCUCAGUCAGAUCACAUCAUCUUCUGCGUGUCCAGCUUUCGGGAGAGCGUGGAGACGUCCUCAGCCGUGUUCAUAAAGGCCCUGGAGGAAGGUCUGCUGGAUAUGAGGGACCUGUGCUGCAAACAGAACACAGCAGCCAAGCCCGUCGCCCCCAAAAAUGGCGCCACUGCGAGAAAUGGAAGUAAGCCAUAGUGGGGGAUGGCCACACCCCCCUCACCCCAACCAAUCACAUGAUCACUGCACUGUAGUUGCCCAUGUAGUUGUUCUGUUUUAGACACAAUUAAUCCAGUUUCUAAAUAUGGACAACUGCUAAAAGAUUAAUUCAUUCGGAAACUAUAAGGACCGUAUCAAAUCAUUCCUAAUACAUCAGUAUCUGUUUCAUACCAAACUUGUCUAUCUAUGGGAUGCAUGAUGGCUCAGUAAGCAGGACCAUUGCUUCAUACCUCCGGAGUCGAGGGUUUGAAUCCAUGGUGUCCUCCAGGUGUUCAGGUUUUCUCCAACAGUCCAAAGAUGUGCAAUUAGGUUAACUGACAUCUAAUAAUUGUCUACAAAAUCCCAUCCAGGGUGUAUCAUUACCUUGGAGAGACUCCUUGGGUCCCGUGACCAUGAAAGAUUUAACAGUGCACAUCUGUGCUUCUAAGAAAGGAGGCUUUACAGACCAUUCCUUGAAAGUUAACUUCUAGAUCAUAAUCGGGCGACUUUGACAUGGUAACUUCAAAUGGGACAGGAAACCCUGCUAAGGACAGACCAGUACAGAAGUACAGACAAAAACUUGCACUUUCAUGUUGCACCUUGACUAAAAACUUAACCUUUAAUGUAAAGAAUUUGAAAUUUAUUGAGUUUCUUUUUUUUUUAAUAUAUUGUGCUGUUUAUUACAUUUCGGCAAACACUGAAGUAAUGACUCAUCAAAUGGUAUUUUAUCAUAAUCAGAUUCUGUCAUUUUAGUAGCGGCUCUGCUACAAUGUGUGUUAAAUGUGUGUUAAAUGUUGAAUGUUACUGUUAAUGUUUACCCGUGAUACUUGUGGCAAUAGCGUGAUAAAGAAAAGAUCACAAAAUUAAUUACUAUAAAUAUAUAUUAAUAUUAUAUUAUAUUAAUAUUACAACAUAUAACUUAUAGUCAUUAACUUACUACUAUUUACUGAAGUACAGGAACUGCUUUGUAACAAAAUACAUGUAAUUAUUAAAUGAAAUCUAUGCAAUAAGAAAAAAAAAUAGACAGAUAUUACCUGCUGAUAUUUUAGCUGAUAUAUUUUAGAAGUUUUAGUAUUUUGUGAGUCAGUAAACAGAAGUUUAUGCCAAAGUACACAUAUUGUUGCAGUAAAAAGUGGUACUAGAAUUCAUGUUGAAUAUUGCAAGUAAAACAAAGUAGAGAAAUGUCUGUUUCCAUAACGCUUCAAGAUUAAUCAAAGUGAACCAUGUAAACAUUCUAUAUGUUACACAUGCUCACCAUAUACACAAAUAUGCGCAUCAAACAUCAAAUAUUUCAGUAUAUGCAGAUGUUCAUUUAAAAUAGUGAUGGUUUCUGUGGAAAUGAACACCACAUAUGUAUGUCAUAUUCAGUGCAUUUUACAUAUAUAUAAAUAUAUAAAAUGCACUUUAUGUAUAUUAUAUAUACCCACAUGAGUUUUCUCCCACAGUACCAAAUACUUUUUAAUAGUAUCCUUUUCACGAAUUCUAUUAACUUGUGAAAAAUGACUGCCUGUUAGUCAGGUUUGGACAUAUAAACGUUUCAGAUUUAUCAUCUAUAUUGUAGACUAUAAACUGUUCCACUCCAGCAAGGGUUACAGUGUUACUAUUCUGAAUGAUGCAGUCUAUUUCUGGAUAAAUCCAGUCUCCAGCAAGAUAUUAUCAAAAUCUUUAAUAAUAAAAAUAAAGUGUUUCUGAAUGUUGCAGAAAAUAAAACCUUAAAACUGUGAUCUUUAGAGAAAACAUAGUAUUUUUAUUCUUUAUUUUUGUA